AUGCCUUUCGAUCGACCCAACGCCGCUGACCCUGCGCCCGACUUUAGGUUUGUUGACGAUGGAGCCCUACAGUCGGUCAAGACCAAGCAUAGUGAGACUGCGGCAAGACGAGCACACGCGGCCAGAGUUGCUCACCAGCGCCGACGUGAACGGCAACAGCGGGAGCAAGAGACGACAUUGACAGGGAAACGAGGGUCGGUGUCUGAAAGCGAAACCCUGUACCUGUCUCCCAAGUCAGAGUUCAGUUUCGUUCAGGAAGUUGGGGAUGAGGAUGCUGGGAGUGGUCAAAUCGAGAGCUCAACAAAGCAACAGGUGCGACAAAUCCGCCAUUUACCUGUACGACCUGCCAAUCCCGUCAACCGUGACUUUGCUGUUGCUCAACGGACUCCGUCUCCUGCGUAUACUGGCGCCAUCCUGGACCGCUGGCUUGACCCCAUCACGAUUGAUCCAUUUAACCAGUUUGGCGCAGAAUGCCUGCCACGCGCUUUACGGCAUACCCUUGACUACGCCUUUGACGUGUAUUGGCCUGCGAACGUCAAUAGUGCCCCCGGAGAUCGGUCAUAUUCACUCAUACUACGCAGAGGAGCUGCAUUGUAUCCUCAUGCUUUCCAUGGACUUGUGGCUUCUGCUGCAAUGUUCCUCCAGAGAAGUACCCAAGACCGCAAAGUUGCGCUUGCCUGUUCUGCCUUGGUCAAGACAAACCGGGAAAAGGCCAUCCAGCUGAUCAAUGAGGAACUUGAUCAAUUACAGGGCGGAGUACCGUCUGAUGAUCUCGUCAUGGCCAUGGUCGCCGUGGCGAGAGGUUCAGUCGCCCGCGCAAGGGUCCCACCAGUCAGCUCGAUCUCAAAAUCUCCAUUGGCACGAGCGCAGAAUCUUCAUUUCUACAGCACUCAAUCACUGGACCCUGGGUAUAUCAAGGCUUUUUUUGGCAUCAUUGAUCUUAAGGGUGGAUUGACUGGCGUGGAGACACCCUCUCUUGCGACGUUGGCAGAAUUUUUCGAUCUCACAGUCUCGACCUUGACGGGCCAGCAGCCGAAAUACGAUUGGAGACAUCCACGGCAACCAUUGCUCACUUUCGAGAUUGGGGGGCUGAUAAUCGACCCUAUCUCUGUCAUGCUUCUCAAAGAUCUCGGUUCCGGCUUCGACAGGAAUGUCCUUGUGGGCAUCUAUCCAACGCUCAGCAUGAUCUGUGAGCUUGUUAUUGCUCUAGACCGUCUAGUACGCAAGGCGGUGCCAGAACCUGCAAUGCAUGAUUUAGUUCAUGCCCGCAACGCUAUUCAGCACGCGCUUUGCCGUAUCCAACGUUUGGUCAACCCGGUCAGCCUGGAACAAGCCAUUCAGGAGACUACACGAGCAGCUCUGCUUUGUUUCAGUGACAUGGUCAUCUUCCCUAUCCCCACGAUCACCGGUGUUCGAUUACGACUUGUCACCGAGCUCUACGCUUCUCUCUGUGCGUGUGAGGCAUUCGAAGCGUGGCGCCAAGGGUUUGAAGGGUUCAAAAUAUGGGCCACGACCAUAGGCGCAAUAGCAGCAAUCAAUCUGCCGCUCAAGAGCUCAUUUAUCGACAUGCUGAAAAUGCUCCUCUACAUGCGCUACUGGGCGUGGGAAGAUCUUAAGGUGCAACUCAUGAACUUUAUCUGGUGGGAUCACUUGUGCGACGAGCUAGGGCAGACUGUGCACGGAGAAGCAAUUCGGAUAGCUUCUUUUCCAAGUCCGCCACCAGGGAAUCAACAGACAUUGCUUUCUCAUAGUGGACCUUCAGACACAUAG
Molecule: messenger RNA, 1770 nt
Organism: Cladophialophora bantiana CBS 173.52
Lineage: Eukaryota; Fungi; Ascomycota; Eurotiomycetes; Chaetothyriales; Herpotrichiellaceae
Exons: 2
Coding region: 1-1770 (589 amino acids)
Source: RefSeq, a predicted model, not a curated record